GCGUGGUCUGGGGAAAAGGGGGCGUGGUCUGUGGGAAAGGGGGCGUGGCCAUGCCGGAGGAGGGCGGGGCCCUCUGCCUGCUCUGCCUGGCCGCAGGCAGCGGCCUGCCCCUCUUCUGCCGCACCCGGGGGGGCCCCCCCCGCCCGCAGCUGCCCUUCUCGCUCAUCGGCUCCCUCCACGCCGUGCACGUGUUCGGGGCCGGCGCGGGCGCGGCGCUGCGGGGGGCGGCCACCCCCACCACCCGCCUGGCCUGGGGGGGCUACGGGCAGAGCAUCACCCUGAUCGCGCUGAGCUCCGCCCCCGGCCCCGCCCUCAGCCGCCUGCUCGACUCCGCCUUCAGCGCCAUGGUGCUGGUGCUGGGACUGGACGAACUGGUGCCCAUCCGCAACGUGGAGCGGCUGAAGCGGGAGCUGAGGGUAGGGGGGGGGCUUCCGGUCACGGGGUGGGCUGUUUCUAGCCGGAAUGGGCGGACUUCCGGUGUGUCUGGAGGACUUCCGGUGGCGGGGGAUGGUUUUAUUAGGGUUUUCGGACAAUUCCGGGUUCUGGGGACAAUGUUUCACGUCGGAAUCGGCGGACCCCUGAAGUCCGUUGAAGGACUUCCGGUCAUAGAGAUGAAGGCUCACGGGGGACUUGGAGGACUUCCUGGUCCCAUGGAGGACUUCCGCCCAUAG
Messenger RNA from Grus americana (Whooping crane), 671 nucleotides. RefSeq names its product fuzzy planar cell polarity protein (gene FUZ). The coding region runs from base 51 to 671 and encodes 206 amino acids. The record is from RefSeq and is a predicted model, not a curated record. NCBI's taxonomy places the organism in Eukaryota, Metazoa, Chordata, Aves, Gruiformes, Gruidae. The transcript is spliced from 5 exons. Gene Ontology annotation, biological process: vesicle-mediated transport; non-motile cilium assembly.